UGUUAAUGGUUGCCAAGUCUGAUGAUACAGCAUCAAAGACUGACACAAGUUGAGAAUUUUUAACUAAAGUUCUUUGUUUGAAUAAUUUGAAGUAUAAAAUUGUCAAUGUCAUGGGACAAGUGCAACGAAUGUACUACUAACUGGUAAAAAGAUAAAUACACAAUAAAAUAUUGAUGUAUCAAUUUGCAUAGAACAAUUACAUGUCUUGAAAUGGAAGUGAUUUUAAUAGAACAAUUGAUAUCUUGGUAUAGCUAAACCAUGUUGGAAUACAUAGUCAACACUGUGAGCAUGUACAUGUUAAAAAAAAAGAUAUCAAUAUUCUUGAUAGAGUAUCUGAAUUUGAGUACCUAUCUCAUGGUCGUUCAUCGGGUUGCAUAGGUAUCAAUCUGUUCGAAGCUGUCAUCAUUAUUACCCCUAUAAAAUGCUUCAUAGAUGAGCACAGGUCUCUCUCCUCGAAAUUCAUAUAUAUAAUUAAUUCUAAAGAGACAGAUAAAUUACAUUUGUAAAAAAAAAUAGUAAGGGUUGAACCUUACCUAAAUUCGUGCGACUAAUCUAAACAUAGAAUGUUAUGGCGAACACAGUUAUUGCCUAAGAAUUGUGGUUACAGAAUAUACUGGCAGGAGUCUGCUCGCCUAUGCGGCGAUGCGAGUCUGCACGCCUGAGCGGCGGUGCAAGUCUGCUCGCCUAUGCGGCGGUGCGAGUCUGCUCGCCUACGAGGCGGUGCCAGUCUGCUCGCCUAUGCGGCGAUGCGAGUCUGUACGCCUGCGAGGCGGUGCAAGUCUGCUCGCCUAUGCGGCGGUGCGAGUCUGCUCGCCUACGAGGCGGUGUGAGUCUGCUCGCCUACGAGGCGGUGUGAAUCUGCACGCCUGCGAGGCGGUGCAAGUCUGCUCGCCUACGAGGCGGUGCAAGUCUGCUCGCCUACGAGGCGGUGUGAGUCUGCUCGCCUGCGAGGCAGUAAGCUAUCGGAUAUGCUGAGCUCCAAUCGGCUGCGACACAAGUCUGAUGGAACGACUUGGAAGGCGCAGAAGGUGCAGGAGUCCUGUGGUGCUGCUGCUGGUCUUCGUGGGCGAAGAAUUCUCAUCAGGGAGGCCGAGCUAAUAACCGAUUGUGGUGCUUGCUGUGUCAAGCCCUACGGUCGGUGUCGCGUCACUAGUUGGCGCGGGUGGAGCUGUCAGAGGAUCGUCCGCCAUUACCGCGUCGUGCUGUAAAUUGUACCAAGCUACGCUCUGUUUUCUAAGUGUUAUGUAUUAAAACCUGUAUUUGAUGA
Leguminivora glycinivorella is the source of this 1267-nucleotide messenger RNA. RefSeq lists its product as uncharacterized. Lineage: Eukaryota; Metazoa; Arthropoda; Insecta; Lepidoptera; Tortricidae. The transcript has 2 exons. The coding region runs from base 643 to 975 and encodes 110 amino acids. The record is from RefSeq and is a predicted model, not a curated record.